This is a messenger RNA of Dromaius novaehollandiae (emu), 3741 nucleotides long. It is a transcript of the gene KCNJ3, whose product is annotated as potassium inwardly rectifying channel subfamily J member 3. The transcript is spliced from 3 exons. Gene Ontology annotation, cellular component: plasma membrane. Lineage: Eukaryota; Metazoa; Chordata; Aves; Casuariiformes; Dromaiidae. Gene Ontology annotation, molecular function: G-protein activated inward rectifier potassium channel activity. Bases 242 to 1726 code for a protein of 494 amino acids. Gene Ontology annotation, biological process: potassium ion import across plasma membrane; regulation of monoatomic ion transmembrane transport. The record is from RefSeq and is a predicted model, not a curated record.
GGGCGGGCGGAGCUAGGGGGCGUGGCCGGGGCGGAGCGCGCCCUGCCCUGCCCGGGCCGCGCCGCGCCGCGCCAGCCGGCGGCUCCGCGUGGGAGGCGGCGGCGCAGAGCGCUGCCUCCGCGCCCGCACAGCGGCGGGCCGGGGCCGGGGCCGGGGCCGGGGCCGGGGCCGGGGCCGGGGCCGGGCCAGGGCGCGGCGCGGCGGCGGCGGCUCGGCGGGGCGGCUGGGCGCAGCGCGGAGCAUGUCGGCGCUGCGGCGGAAGCUGGGGGACGAGUACCAGGUGGUGAGCACCUCGGCCAGCGGCGGGGGGCUGCCGCCGCCGCGGGCGGCCCCGCGGGGCAAGCGGCAGCGCUUCGUGGACAAGAACGGGCGGUGCAACGUGCAGCACGGGAACCUGGGCGGCGAGACCAGCCGCUACCUCUCGGACCUCUUCACCACGCUGGUGGACCUCAAGUGGCGCUGGAACCUCUUCAUCUUCAUCCUCACCUACACCGUGGCCUGGCUCUUCAUGGCCUCCAUGUGGUGGGUUAUCGCCUACAUGCGGGGCGACCUGAACAAGGCGCACGACGACAGCUACACCCCCUGCGUGGCCAACGUCUACAACUUCCCUUCCGCCUUCCUCUUCUUCAUAGAGACUGAGGCCACCAUCGGCUACGGCUACCGCUACAUCACGGACAAAUGCCCCGAGGGCAUCAUCCUCUUCCUCUUCCAGUCCAUCCUGGGCUCCAUUGUGGACGCCUUCCUCAUCGGGUGCAUGUUCAUCAAGAUGUCUCAGCCCAAGAAGAGGGCCGAGACGCUGAUGUUCAGCGAGCACGCCGCCAUCUCCAUGCGCGACGGCAGGCUCACCCUCAUGUUCAGGGUGGGCAACCUGCGCAACAGCCACAUGGUCUCCGCGCAGAUCCGCUGCAAGCUGCUCAAGUCUCGACAGACACCGGAGGGUGAGUUCCUCCCGCUUGAUCAGCUUGAGCUGGAUGUAGGUUUUAGCACUGGGGCCGAUCAACUUUUCCUGGUUUCCCCGCUUACGAUCUGCCACGUGAUAGAUGCCAAAAGCCCCUUCUACGACCUUUCCCAGCGGAGCAUGCAAACGGAGCAGUUCGAGAUCGUCGUCAUCCUGGAGGGCAUCGUGGAAACGACCGGGAUGACGUGCCAGGCCAGGACAUCGUACACGGAGGAUGAGGUGCUUUGGGGUCAUCGGUUCUUCCCGGUUAUUUCCUUGGAAGAAGGAUUCUUUAAAGUUGACUAUUCCCAGUUCCACGCAACGUUCGAAGUCCCGACCCCCCCUUACAGCGUGAAGGAGCAGGAAGAAAUGCUUCUGAUGUCCUCGCCCUUGAUAGCCCCUGCUGUGAGCAACAGCAAAGAGAGGAAUAACUCCGUGGAGUGCCUGGACGGGCUGGACGACGUUGGUACAAAACUGCCCUCAAAACUGCAGAAAAUAACUGGGCGGGAAGACUUCCCCAAAAAACUCUUGAGGAUGAGUUCCACGACCUCCGAGAAGGCCUACAGCAUGGGCGAUUUGCCCAUGAAACUCCAGCGAAUAAGCUCGGUCCCCGGAAAUUCGGAAGAGAAGCUGGUGUCCAAGACCACGAAGAUGCUCUCGGAUCCCAUGAGCCAGUCGGUGGCCGAGCUGCCCCCCAAGCUCCAGAAGCUGUCCGGAGGCGGCGGCGGCCGGAUGGAGGGAAACCUGCCCCCCAAGCUGAGAAAGAUGAAUUCCGACCGCUUCACGUAGCUCCGCCGGACUUCCAGGUGUUACCUAAGGCUUGGACUGCUGACGGGUGUAACGGGGGCGGAAAGCGGCCCCCGCAAAGAGAAUAUAUGCUAAAUUAGGUGUUGCCGUGGCACUGCGUGCCCCCAGCUCACGGCGACUGUGCGUUAGGCAAGGACGCUGCUGCGACCGGGGACCGACGUCCCGCUCGGGCUCAUCGCAGCGCUGACGUUAACUGGCAUGUAGUAGCACAACACGCAUGCAAUAAUGGUGUGCAAUUUUUGCAUAUAGUUUUACGGCAUGAUUCCUACUGUAUUUAUACUGUAUAUUCUGAAAAAUAUGUAAAGGGGUGUUCCUCGCCCCGGUAUUUCUUAAGAGUAAGUAGUAGGUCAAACAUGCGAGUGGGUAACUUUCAGGUAAGUUAUAACUUGAUUUGAAAAGUAUUUAUUUUUUUCUGCUGUAGACUGUGGUGUUUUGUUCAACAAAGUAGUUACGGUGCAUGUUUUUUUUCUUGAAAGAAGGCUCGUGCAUAUUAGUUAAUUCCUGACACCAAAUCUGCUAGCCUUAAAUUAACCGCUGACUUCUGUUUUGCUUUGAUAUUUUCUUGGGUUUUCUUUUCCUGCCUCUAGGUUACUGGAAAAAAUUGAAAUGUAUUUCAUGAGGCGCUGCUUAAAGAAGAAUUAUUAAGGCUAGGGAAAAAGUAAAUAGAUGAAUAAAAUUUACACUUUAGAUAUAAUUAGUAAAAACUUACUUAAAAACUAAUUCCUCUCACGAGUGUUAACAUGUAAGUUAGAAAACCAUUUUAAAACAACGUGCUCGCUUUCUGCUGCUCGUAGGAUAGCUUAACGUGAAGCCGGUAGCAUUUCUUGGUGGUCGGAGAUGCUGCAGCAGCGGUGGGAGCACGCGCGGCGGUCCCCGCGGCGGCAUCGCUCCCGUCCCCUUCCCGUGUUGGAAACACGUCUGGAAACGGUCUUAGCCGAAGUUGACCCUGUGGGUCUCAAAAUGGGUAAUACUUUGUGUAAACGUGCGGUUUGCUCUGCUCCGUGGCUGUGCUGGUCCUCCCGCGCGUGGGACGGGAACCAAGAAGGUCCGCGCUGCCGGCAGAGUUGCCUCCGGCGCAGCUGCGGCUCGUGCUUUUCCUGGGAGCGGCAGCACAUGGUGUCCGUCGUGCGCUCACGGACUUCAUACUCGCUUCCAGAGUUCCUCCACGGUUUGUAACAAUCCGAGUGGCACUGCAUGCUGUCUGCACCUUUGGCCGAGCGUAAACCCUGUGCACGUUAUGGUUACGGGGAGCCGCAGCGUGAUUCCCUGCAGACUCUGCUCUAGGCGCGCGACGAGCAAAUUUCUACUGGUGCAAGGUGAAAUCCAAACUUUUUUCCCCAUUUGCUAACACUGGCUCAGGUGGUCUUGUGAAAUACAGCUGGUUUUUUUUUGUACACCAUGCAGUUCCCCUGGCAGUCCUUGGCUGACAGCAGAAACGGCCGGGCUCGGUUGCAAGGUGUUAGUAUUAAAAAUACCACCGCGAGCCCCCGGCAGAGAGCCAGGGGUAUCAUCAGCCUGGUAAACGCUCGGCGAACGGCGUGUGCAGGGGCCGAGCCCGAGCAGCCGGCUUAACCAAACAGGCGCAGUUUUGCAGGCAAUUUUUAUUAAAUUAAUUCCACAGAAAAUGUUCAGUUAUGAUGAACUCAAAAGUUUGAUUUUCUUUUUUUAAUUAAAAUAUUCACCGGUCCUUGCUGGACGCGUGAUUUCUGGGGCUUGUGGCUUGUGUUGCAGUGUAUUACGUAUGUUCAGGUUAAAAUACGUGUCUUUCAUGAAUAAGAGUGAAAGUACAAACAUGGAUGAUAACUUUCUUUAGUGAUUCAUUUUAGGAAGUUAUUUCUCGUUGAUAUUUCAUUUUGAUUAGUGUGGCCACUUUUUGUUGCCUCUGAUUAACGUUUUCACCCAGCCCUAACGCUUACGCUCGGAAGAAGUAGUCCUCUGAUUGCACAGCCGGUCUGUGUUCUCUGCUGCUGAAUUUAUGCUUGAAUUAUAUUGUAAAU